AUAUUUUCAACUAAAAUGUAAGUGAAUAACUGAGAAUAUGAGCAUUCUACUCCAAAUAAGAUGGUGCUGAGAGGGCUGGAGCAGCACCUGAGACAUGAUGAAUGGGAUACUGGGAGUGCUGAGCUGCCUGUGAUGUCAGACUUGAGGUUAAAAGAUGAGUCUUUUACCUCAGUGAGGGGAGAAUGAACACCCAACUCAAAGCUGCCUGACACAUGUGAGAUAAAAAUUUUGUAGCUGGCUUGAUUCUGUGCCAUUUUUCUGCACAGUGGGAACAACAGAUGCUCGGACUUUUUGACAGGAGAGACUAGAUUUCUGCUAACUCACUAGAUGACUCUGUGAACAGGCUAUUCAAUAAAGCUGUACAAAUCAUCAGGUGAUUCACCAAGAUCACCUAUGCCUACUGAGUCUUUCCCCUAGAGUCCGAAAAAUAUCAUCCCCUAAAGGAUUGUGUGCUUAAUGGAUGUGGGGCUGGGUAAUCUCAUGGAGUGGAAAGGGGGAAAAUGAUUUUCUCCCCAGAGAAUGGCAUCUCUUGAACGCCAGUGAGAACAGAGCUGAGACUCUCUCAAAGAAAAGGUGUAGGAGUUACCCGGACAUGCAUAGCUGUCUAUACUUGGGGGCAGGGAACACUCUGCAGGGCCUGGCUAGUAGUUACUUAAGAUGCCUAUCACAGGGUUAAGAGCUUAAAAAAAAGUUUUGAGACAUCUGCUUAUCAUAAUAGCUCCAGUCAUUAUGAGAAGACAAAAUCACGGCUACUUAGAUGUACGUAGACUUUGUGUUCACACUUCAAUAAUGUGGGUGUUUCUUACUAAGACUGAUAAAUGUUUUGUUAGCCUAUAAAUGAUGAGUGAUUUCUGAAACUAAUUUAUAGGUAUUCAUUCAUGUUAGAAUUUCAUAAAGUAUUUUCAAAUCAGGUAUUUCUAGAGUGACUGACUACAGCUUCAAUGGCCAGUUGCCAUGAAUUAUUAAACUCUUUUUUUUUUCUAACUUCCAAAUCUUCCAGUAGACGUCUAGAGUUUAGCUAGAGUUUUGGCUACGAUACAAACAGUGAUGGAAAACAUAUGAGCAGUAACAAGUUUUAAUCUCGCUCUUCAGUACUAACAUGGACUAAUCUGUGGAAGCAGUUUAUUCCAGUAUCACCCAGGACGCAGCCACACCAGAGGCUGUGUUAGGCAGGCUAAUUCUUUUCCUUUUCUUUUAAAUGUAACACUUCUUCAUCUUUUCUUCUUAAAGAGUCUUGAGGAUACUUACAUUGUAGCUAAGUAGUACAGGGUGGAUAACUACUUUGAAGAAAUCUUCUCUUUCCUGACAAGGUUGCACGUGUACACAGGACAGCAUGAAGGAGUAUAUGAUGCUGUUGCUUUUGGCUGUGUGCUCUGCUAAACCCUCCUUGAGCCCUUCACACACAGCAGUGAAGAACAUGAUGCUGAAGGACAUGGAGGACACAGACGAUGACAGCGACGAUGACAACAACUCUCUUUUUCCAACAAAGGAGCCAGUGAACCCCUUUUUCCCUUUCGACUUGUUCCCAACAUGUCCAUUUGGAUGCCAGUGCUACUCUCGAGUUGUCCACUGUUCAGACCUAGGUUUGACCUCCGUCCCAAGCAACAUUCCAUUUGACACUCGAAUGGUUGACCUUCAAAAUAAUAAAAUUAAGGAAAUUAAAGAAAAUGAUUUUAGAGGACUCACUUCACUUUAUGCUCUGAUUCUGAACAACAACAAGCUAACAAAGAUUCAUCCAAAAACCUUUCUAACCACAAAGAAGUUGAGAAGGCUAUAUUUAUCCCACAAUCAGCUAAGUGAAAUUCCACUUAACCUUCCCAAAUCAUUAGCAGAACUCAGAAUUCAUGAUAAUAAAGUUAAGAAAAUACAAAAGGACACGUUCAAAGGAAUGAAUGCUUUACAUGUUUUGGAAAUGAGUGCAAACCCUCUUGACAACAAUGGGAUAGAACCAGGAGCAUUUGAAGGAGUGACAGUAUUCCAUAUCAGGAUUGCUGAGGCAAAACUAACCUCAAUCCCAAAAGGCCUACCACCAACCUUACUUGAGCUUCAUUUAGAUUUUAAUAAAAUUUCAACCGUGGAACUUGAAGAUUUUAAACGAUACAAAGAACUACAAAGGCUGGGUCUUGGAAACAACAGAAUCACAGAUAUUGAAAAUGGAAGUUUUGCUAAUAUACCACGUGUGAGAGAGAUACACUUGGAACACAAUAAACUAAAAAAAAUCCCUUCAGGAAUACAAGAGUUGAAAUACCUCCAGAUAAUCUUCCUUCAUUAUAAUUCAAUUACAAAAGUUGGGGUGAAUGACUUCUGUCCGACAGUGCCAAAGAUGAAGAAAUCAUUAUACAGUGCAAUAAGUUUAUUCAACAACCCAGUGAAGUACUGGGAAAUACAACCUGCAACAUUUCGUUGUGUUCUCGGCAGAAUGAGCGUUCAGCUCGGGAAUGUUGGAAAAUAGUAAUUAAUGAUAUCCACUGAAUAUAAUAUUCAAAAAUUUAUACAUUUGGAAUACUUGAAAUGUACUAACAAUGGUAGCAUGAUUCACAUAAGCAAAACUCUAUUCCAUAUGGUCAAUGACAAAAAAUUUCAACAGAAUUUUGCCCAACUAUCGAUACUCAGAAUAAACAUCUAUUACAGUGUCCCUUUGCA
Peromyscus californicus insignis is the source of this 2643-nucleotide messenger RNA. It is a transcript of the gene Aspn, whose product is annotated as asporin. Bases 1334 to 2452 code for a protein of 372 amino acids. NCBI's taxonomy places the organism in Eukaryota, Metazoa, Chordata, Mammalia, Rodentia, Cricetidae. Gene Ontology annotation, molecular function: protein binding. The transcript has 8 exons. The record is from RefSeq and is a predicted model, not a curated record.